AUGAUCGACAUCGCCGGUAUGCGCGCCGACGGAUAUCAGGAUCACCGGAAGAAGUGGCGCGGUUUUGGUCAACGCGUUCGUUUCGGUGGGGACAGUUCUAGCGGUGGUGGGAUCGCUGGGCAUCGGUACAGCAACUGCCGAUACCGCGCCGACUGUCCCCACAAUUCGCGGACGGUGUCCGCGGAUGCAUUACCCACCGUUCAGGUGGACGGGGUCGUUUGGGCGCAGAUCGUCGUAGGCAACACGGUGUACGUGACGGGGAAAUUCGCCAACGCCAGGCCUGCUGGUGCGGCUCCGGGUACCAAUCUCGUUCCGAGGUCGAACGCGCUGGCAUACGACCUCGAUACCGGCGAACUGAAGCCGUGGGCUCCGGCACUCAACGGUCAGGGGCGCGCCCUCGAAGCGUCCGCUGACGGCAAAACCGUCUUCGUUGGUGGGGAUUUCACCAAUGUCAGUGGUGUCAACCGGUAUCGUCUCGCUGCUGUUGACGCGGAUAACGGCACGGUGCUCAACAUCUUCACUGCGGCACUUGACGCGGGUGUGCGCGCUCUCGAAGUCCAAGGCGACACGCUGUACGCCGGCGGAAUCUUCAAUACCGUUGGAGGACAAGCGCGUCAGCGGCUGGCGGCAUUCAAUGUCGCAACCGGUGCAGCUUUGCCGUGGGCGCCGAAGGCCAACGCCGAGGUAAUGGCCAUCACGGCACCACCAGGUAGCAACAAGGUAGUGGUCGGCGGUCGCUUCACGACGCUCAACGGUGCGAACAACGUCGGCGUCGGCUCUCUCGAUGCCACAUCUGGCGCCACUAUCUCGUUUCCUACCAACACAGUUGUGCGGAAUUCCGGUAUCAACUCCGCGAUUUACAGCCUCAGCAGCGAUGCCGGCACCGUGUACGGGACCGGCUAUUCGUACGGGUCGGGAAACCUGGAGAGCGUUUUCGCUUCCGAUGUCGCGACCGGAAAUCUACGCUGGGUCAGCGGCUGCCGAGGCGACACGUAUUCCAACGUCACGAUCGGCGACGUGAUGUACGUAGCCGGACAUCCACACGACUGCAGUCAAAUCGGCGGCCUUCCGCAGACCGAACCGUGGAGUUACCAGUGGUCGUUGGCAUUUCGUACGAAUGCGUCCGGCCCGAUCAAUUCGAGUGGCAACUUCCUCGGCAAACCGGCACCGGAGUUGUUGCACUGGUUGCCGACAUUGGCUCCCGGAACGUUCACGGGCCAGAAGCAGGCGGGUUGGUCGAUCGCCGGAAACGAUCGCUACAUCGUCCUCGGUGGCGAGUUUCCGAAGGUCAACGGUGUGCCGCAGGAGGGGCUUGUUCGGUUGCGCGAUCAGGAUCAGGCGCCGAACAAGGAAGCGCCGAACGGUUACAACGAGUUGUUGCCUGCGAUGACCGGAGUCGGUCCUGGUGCGGUCCGCGCGACGUGGACGGCGGCUUGGGACCGCGACAACAGUCACUUGACCUACGAAUUGCUUCGAGGUGCCCAACUUUCGACUGCGACGGUGGCGGCUACGACCGCCAACGAUGCGCAGUGGUGGAACCGGGGCCGGAUGGGUGCCACGGAUACCUCGGCGCCGCCGGGAUCGACCCAGACGUACCGGGUUCGGGUCACGGACGCAUUCGGCAACACCAUGGUCGGGCCGACGGCGACAGCCACAGUGCCGGCCGGAAUCGCGUCGCCGCCAAGUGCGUACCAGGAGUUGGUUGCCCGCGACGGCGCCGUCCAUUACUGGCGUCUGGGGGAGGCAUCGGGGACUCUCGCGUCGGAUUGGGCCGGUGAUGCCGAUCUGACUCUCAAAUCAGCCCAGCGCAAUGUCGGUGGUGCGAUCGUCGGUGAUCCGAACCCUUCCACGUCGUUCACGGCCGGAUCGAAGACGGGUGGGUCCGCGCACAGUUCGGGCCUCAGUCGUUCAGCGCCGAGGGCGUGGUUCAACACGACCACCCGUUGGGGAGGGAAGAUCAUCGGUUUCGGCAGCGUGAACACUCAACAACAGCGCCUCCAGCGAUCGUCAUGUGUACAUGAGCAAUUCGGGUCAGCUGUUACUCGGUGCGAACGCGAACGGAUUCCGGACGGUGGC
This is a messenger RNA of Mesorhabditis spiculigera, 2076 nucleotides long. The record is from the annotation of a GenBank genome assembly. NCBI's taxonomy places the organism in Eukaryota, Metazoa, Nematoda, Chromadorea, Rhabditida, Rhabditidae.